UUUGCUAAAGAUAAUAACAUUGUUUAUUCAGUAGCUUAACAUUCAAUGAACGAAUUGUUUUACUAAUAAUCUUUUGCUAAAGAUAACAACUUUAUUUAUUAUUUAUUGAAGCACCUUCACCAAGCACCCUGUAUCGACCCAUUGAGAUCUCAGGUGAGUUUCGAGAGCAACAUGGUUUUCGGUGGACUUAGGCAGGUGGUGAUGACUCCACAUCGACGGCUCUCCGUCGCUGACGUCACGGGCCUUCGCCGCAUCUAACGGUUUUGUGGUGUGGAUCUCCGGCGGAACUCUUGUAUAAAAACGUUGGAUCUACUGGAGAUCGUCAUCAUUCGCUAGCCGGGAACAGCUCGACGCACAGGUGUCGUCUCCGAUUCCACCUACAUUUCCAAAUUUGAAAACAGAGAUAGCUCAACGCUGAAAUGAAGGUCUUCAUCUGCCUGUUGGCCACCAUCUGCGCCUGCAAUGCCACCUUCCUGUCCCUCUUGGGCGGCGGCGGUGGAGGAGGAGGAGGAGGUAGCAAGACCACCUACAAUGUGAUAGCCACGCCCAGUUCGGGAGGCGGUGGAGGAGGCGGUGGUCACGGAUAUGCAUAUGCCCAGGGUGGCGGCGGAGGUCAUGGCUAUGCGCAGGCACAUGGCUACGGCCAGGGCGGUGGACAUGGACACGGUGGCUCCUCGCAGAUCAUCAAGGUCAUACUGCAGGAGGGACAGGGCUACAGCAACGCUGGAGGAUCAGCCGGCGGCAUUGUGUCCUCGGGCGGCCAUGGCUACAGUCAUGGCUACAGCCAAGGCUAUGCCAGUGGUCAGGGAUCCUAUGGCGGUCAGCAGGCCCAGAUCUACAAGAUCAUCGAACAGGCACCGGCUCCGGCUCCAGUCCCAGCUCCUGCUCCCGUUCCCAUUCCGAUUUCGAUUCCUGCCCCUGCUCCGCCAGCUGCUCCCAUUGCCUAUCAUGCCGCCAGCGGCUCCAGUGGCUACUCCUAUGGCCAGGGCCAUUCGCACUCCUACGGGCAAUCGUAUGCCUCGGGACAUGGUUAUGGUGGUGCCGCCUCCUUCGAUGCCCAGCAGUUCAAUGCCAUUCUGCCGCAGAUCAUCCAGUUGGUUCUGCAGGAGGAUACCUUUGGCGGCGGCGGCGGUGGAUCCGCUGAUGUGGCUGCCAUCAAUGGCCAGCUGAUCAACACCUUCGGUGCCAAGGGCAAGGCCAUCAUUUUGAAGGCCGACCAGGCGCAGGGAGCCUUCUUCAAGAGCGGACAUGUGGUGCAGCGUGGAACCCUGAAGGUGAUGCGCGUCCAGGAGCAGCAGCAAUCCCAGGGCGCUGGUGGCUCCAAGGGGCAAGGCUGGAGCUCCGGUGGAGGUGCCAUCUCCGGUGGCUGGAGCGCCGGAGGCGGUGCCUCGUCCGGCGGCUGGAGUUCCGGAGGUGGUGCCUCGUCCGGUGGCUGGAGCAGCGGUGGUCCGCCUUCGGCCUGGUAGAUGCACUGCAUCCACAGCUCGCCUAGUUAGUUAGACCAAAUGAAUUGUUUUUUUUUUCACUAUCUUCUAUUCUAUCGUUAUGUAUUUUUUUUCCUAGGCUAAUCCUUCACAGUCAUUAUCAAAAAAAAAAAGCGAUAAGCCAACAUCCAUCAUUAUUAACUUAAAUUAUUUGUUAAUAAACACU
Messenger RNA from Drosophila santomea, 1650 nucleotides. Its product is annotated as glycine-rich protein DOT1. Lineage: Eukaryota; Metazoa; Arthropoda; Insecta; Diptera; Drosophilidae. The record is from RefSeq and is a predicted model, not a curated record. The coding region runs from base 420 to 1466 and encodes 348 amino acids. The transcript has 2 exons.